Messenger RNA from Theobroma cacao (cacao), 1239 nucleotides. RefSeq lists its product as uncharacterized. Gene Ontology annotation, biological process: regulation of DNA-templated transcription. Gene Ontology annotation, molecular function: DNA binding; DNA-binding transcription factor activity. Lineage: Eukaryota; Viridiplantae; Streptophyta; Magnoliopsida; Malvales; Malvaceae. The record is from RefSeq and is a predicted model, not a curated record.
AUGGCUAGGAAAAGAAAGGCUGGUCAAGUGGUGGAAGAGAAAGAUGUAACUAGUGAGCAAACAAUGGCUUGGGAUGAAAUGGUGAAGGAAGCUGCAGCAGCAGCUGCACUAGGAGGACCUAGGAGAGCUAGGAAGCGAUUUGUUGGUGUCCGGCAAAGGCCAUCAGGCAGAUGGGUAGCUGAGAUUAAAGACACCAUCCAGAAGAUAAGGGUGUGGCUAGGCACUUUCGAUACUGCAGAGGAAGCAGCCAGGGCCUAUGAUGAGGCUGCUUGCUUGCUUCGCGGAGCCAAUACAAGAACAAACUUCUGGCCUUGUUCUCCAUCAUCUAAUUCAACCCCAGCUCUUUCUUCAAAGAUUACUAAUCUCCUUCUCCAAAGGCUUAAAGCAAGGAAAAAUCCCUCUGCUCCUUUGCCUACUUCUCCACCUAUCAACCAGCAACCGAUGCAGCAAGCAGAGAAGUAUAGAGAAGAUACAACAGAUUUUUUGGAUAGUCAGUUUCCUGAUUUUCUUAAUGAUUCUGAAGUUUGUUACAUGUCAAAUGAUAACAUCAAUAAUACAACUGCAAAUGCUGCUGACUACUUGACAACAAGUCUUGAAUCAUGUUUAACUGAGAAUGAAGAUUCUUCAAGGAGAGAAUUGGAUUCCGGUUGCACUUUCAGCGAUGCGGCUCAAUCUUCCAGGUUUGAUGGUGAUGGUGUGGGAGAGGAAAGAGAUGAAGAUGGAGAAGAAGGCCAUGAUAUGGGGGCACUGGAUUUCCAGUUUGUGGAUGAUAUUGGAGCACCUUGUUACUACUCACCUUUCCAGAUUGCUGAAGAGAUUGAGGUACCAAUGGAGCCAGAGAGUUUUGGGGAUGAGCCUUCGAUGAUUAGAGCUGCCAUGAAGAGAAUGACAUACGAACGCAAAUUCUCAGCUUCUCUCUAUGCUUUUAAUGGGAUAUCAGAAUUGUUGAGGCUAAAGCUUGGUUCAGAAAAUGUCAUGGGGAGAGCAAGAUCUGAACAAUUAACAAAGCUUCAAAAUGCAUGUGAGAAGAACAAAGGAGAGAAGACUGUGAAAGAAGAUGAUACAGAAAUGAUGGGGAAAAAACAGGAAAAAAGCCCACAAACUUCAGUGGAAUCUUCAGGUUCAAAUAUGGGGUUUUCAUCUCCAAGUUCAGUGGAAAUGGGGGCUUCUUCAGCAGGAAACGAUGGUGAAUCUCUGUGGAGCUCACUUGAUCUUCCACCCAUCUGCUUUGUCAACUAA